Lymnaea stagnalis (great pond snail) is the source of this 1019-nucleotide messenger RNA. Lineage: Eukaryota; Metazoa; Mollusca; Gastropoda; Lymnaeidae. The record is from the annotation of a GenBank genome assembly.
UUCUCAGACAAUGUACACAUCAGUUCUCGCAGCUCUUCUCCUGGGCACCGUAGCCCUCGCUAACGCCAACGGACUCAUCGGCGGUGGACAGGGCCAUGGUGGACACGGAGGCGGAUACGGUGGUGGAUACGGCGGUGGAUAUGGAGGAGGAUAUGGAGGAGGAUAUGGAGGAGGAUAUGGUGGUGGAAUCGGCGGUGGAUUCGGUGGAUUGGGAGGAGGAUUCGGCAGUGGCGUUGCUCUGAUUGGUCUUGGCGGAGCUGGUGGUUUCGGAGGCGGUCGUGGAGGCCAUGGAGGUGGUUACGGAGGUGGCUACGGGGGUGGUUACGGAGGUGGUUAUGGAGGUGGUUACGGAGGGGGUCUUGGCGGUGGCCUUAUCGGUGUUCUUGGCGGUGGUUUGGGAGGUGGCUAUGGAGGAAACUAUGGCGGCAGCUACGGUAAGCUUGAGUAAAUCUAUAAUGAUCUUAAAUAAUGAAAUUGCUUCCACAAAGUAUAAAUCUGACUGGGCUUGAAUCACAAAGCAAAGCUUUAAAAUAAGUAUUUCCCAAUGCUGGAAACUGUAAAACGUGCCUCUAAUGAUAUAUUAAGUUUAAAACACAAAAUAAUCAAAUAACGAUUUUAACUGGGUAAAUACGGUAGUUGGGUAUUACGAAGCUGUUUUCUUGUAAGGAUAUGAAACGCGAUUAUUUUUAGUUAAAAAGGGAAGAAAUGACAAAUAAAUGCAAUGUAUAGUCUUUAAGAAGAUAUUGAUGUAUUGUAUAGCACAUACUAAUCAUUGAUGACACACGUAUAAACUGUUUAGAUCUCAUAUCAUCAUAUUUCCACAGGAAAGGGAAACAACUACUAUUGAACAACGCCUUCUCAGACUGGCCCACUGGUUUCGCAUGUUCUGAGACGCUUUUUGAGCAGAUUUACUAGGCAACGCUGAAUUCUUUCAGUCAUCCGAUACUUGAAAAUAUGUCUUUAAACUACGGUUGUGCUUGCUGGUUAUAACGUCAUUAAACAAAUAGAUGAACAACAAC